AUGUGGCACAUACCUGACGACGAAGAUGUUACGGCAUAUCCUCACAUCAGUUACACUGCCGGAGGCAUCCAGGUGCCUGAGGGUGGCCUUACACCGCUGUUUGAUCACGACCGCUAUCCACCUGGCUUGCUGCCCAACGUUGAACGCACCGUUCAUGCACCGCACCCACUGUCAUUCUACCGGCCGCAAGUGGAGGCACAUGGGAGUAUGCAGGCGCGUGUGCGCUCGAUGCCUCCUGUGCAAACUGCCUCUCAGGCUGAGCUCCGCCAUGUUGACCAGAGUGAGUCGGAAUACAAUCUCACGAUCGUCCACCAGCGCUGGAUGCAAGCUGUCACACGCGAAAGUGACGCAGUAUUAGCCCUGCAGAUAUUCCAAAUUAAGCUUGGAUUGAUGAAGAGGCAGUUGCGCGCUGCUAAGGCCGACGUACGCAGGGCCGAAGCCAAUCUGAAGGUGGCGCAGGAAAUGUGUCGCAACGUAUGCAAGGAAGAUGACGUGGAAUUUACGAGUGCCAUUGAGGAAAAUGAUGACUUCGUCAAGUCAGACAGCGAGUGA
Messenger RNA from Sparassis crispa, 552 nucleotides. RefSeq lists its product as hypothetical. The transcript has 2 exons. The record is from RefSeq and is a predicted model, not a curated record. NCBI's taxonomy places the organism in Eukaryota, Fungi, Basidiomycota, Agaricomycetes, Polyporales, Sparassidaceae. Bases 1 to 552 code for a protein of 183 amino acids.